CAGAACAGAGGUUAUUAGAAUGGCUGGCUACAGUAAAAAACAAAUGCAGGCUGUUGUAAAUACUUCAAACUAACAAAUGCUCAGUUCUGUACCUGAUUUUGUUUCCUCUAGUUGUUUCUUAGUGUUAUAGGUAUUUCUUAGUAGAUACAAGAAAAAAUGAAUUGGAAAACUAUAUUUUUGUUGCCGUGUUUUACCUAUUUAGUGAACGCUGGUGCAUGUAAACAACCAUCUAGGACACAUUCCCUAAGACAGACAGGCGAGUGCAGCCAAAUGGAUGAUAACACGGGCGAGUAUAGCAGAUUGGAUAAUAAUCCCGAAAACCUCCAUCCAAAUGCAUCAAUUCAAGGUUGGUUAGGUCCACUAGAAAAAAUGACCAAUAUAAAUUGGAGUACUUCGUCAUAUAUACCUACGACUGAAGAAAAAGAUAAUGUAAAGGCCGGAUUGAUUAAUAGUGGAUGUCCACCUGAUAUUUUGGAAGGUCUUCUUGUGAACAGUCAACAAAUUACCUGGCCUCCUGAUAGGUACACAACUAACGCAGGAAACCGAAGUCUUUUAAAAAGCUAUACACUUAGAAAAAUUCCAAAUAUAACAGCAGUAGUCGUGGCCGCUUUUGAAAACGAUUCGGUGCCUGAGCCAGGACUUUUACUCAUUUUCAAAAGACUUAACUUGCAAAUAGUGAAUACUGAUUAAAAUCAGAGUGGCAGAAUUCAAUUUUAUCGUCUCAAAACACUUAUGUUUAAAAAAAAUGUAUAAAUAAUACGCUCAUUUCAUUUAAUUCCGUUAGCAACAAACAAAUAAAAGUUUUAUAUAGGCGUAGUAUGCUUUAUGUAAUAGGUAUGUAAACAAAUUAGGUUUACAAAAUUGUGUAUAA
Molecule: messenger RNA, 871 nt
Organism: Adelges cooleyi (spruce gall adelgid)
Lineage: Eukaryota; Metazoa; Arthropoda; Insecta; Hemiptera; Adelgidae
Product: E3 ubiquitin-protein ligase NRDP1-like
Exons: 5
Coding region: 157-690 (177 amino acids)
Biological process (GO): protein ubiquitination
Molecular function (GO): ubiquitin protein ligase activity
Source: RefSeq, a predicted model, not a curated record